This is a messenger RNA of Ruditapes philippinarum (Manila clam), 2705 nucleotides long. RefSeq names its product equilibrative nucleobase transporter 1-like. Lineage: Eukaryota; Metazoa; Mollusca; Bivalvia; Venerida; Veneridae. The record is from RefSeq and is a predicted model, not a curated record.
CAUAUCCAUGGCUGAUUUUACCAGCUUUAUUGAUGCUUGGUGUGGCGGGAAUGCUGAUUUUAUUAACGGACCUGCAGGUAGCCAAUUUGUUUGGAUCACGACGUUAUACCGUGAUGUCCGUAUUCGUUGGAGCUUAUUUCUCGGGAGGCAUUGUUAUAUUCUUCAUGAAGUUGACGAAGGCCACAGGAGUAAGUCUUCAGACAUCUUUCAUGUUUACAACGAUUGGUAUUGUACCCGUCCUGAUAUCAACAAUUGCCAUGUUACCAAGGUCAAGGAUUCCGUGGCCGUUACCGGCUGAAUACGGUAAGAACAGACGCGUCAAUCACGCAGAAGAUAAACACGCAAAGACUAAAGCUUGGCAAAGGCGAACAUCAGUUGGCACCAAGAAAAAGCACGAUUUGUCUGAGUUUUGGGGGAUAAUUAAAACAAAAUUAUACAUUUUCUGUAUAAUUUGGUACUCGCUGCUUACUCUUAAAAUAUGGAUGUAUGACAUGACCGUCUAUAGACAACUUUCACAUAUCGGUGUUAUAGAUACUGAUAAAUAUGUAUCGCUUUAUGCCUUGAUACUUCUGCUUAGUUUACCAAUAUCUCCUUUGUUUGGUAUAGUAAUGGACUGGAACAAGAAACAAGUAACAGCACAUUACCAUAUCCUUCAGAUGAAAAACAUAUUCUAUGCAGUCAGUAUUCAUUUCUGUAUUGCUUUGCUAAGCAGUGUGACGUCAUUAUUUUCAAAUAUCCAUGUUCAAGUGCUUUCAUUCAUCUUUGUUGCCAUGGAAAAAGUUGCUCUUCACGCAACAUUGUAUGCCUUUUUAACUCAUGUACAUUUUCCAAGCGAGCAUUUCGGUAAACUAGUUGGAAUAGUGAUAGGCUGUUCCGGUAUUACCCUUAUCCUCCAAUUUCCAUUAAAACUGUUAUUUCAUCAAGGAUCGUCGGACAACACAUUUUACGUCCACAUUGUUCUACUAGUUUUUGUCGUGGUGUCAGGAUGUCAUCCCCUGUCCCUCUGGUACCACUGCAGGACAGGAGGUAUAAAUAACAGUGCAGAGAUGACCGAACAAGAGCGUCCAUUAACUAUCGUUCUUAUGGAAAACAUAAUGAAAAAGCAGGAUAAUAGUAAUGAUGAAAACAAAACAGAUCAUGCUGAUAAACUUACUGAAGCAGAGUCGGCAAAACUUCAGAUUACGGAUCUCUAAGAAUAAUUACAUGGAUUAUUCAUUCUCCUUAGUGAUGACAUAAACUAUGACUGUAAAGAUUAGCAGAAAGAAGUGUCCAAAGUGUUUUGUUUUAGAUAUAAGUAAUGAAAUCGAAAACAAAAUACAAAAACGUUUGUUUGGAAAGCUGUUUAGUGUGAUGUUUUAUUUAAAUGGAUUAUUGUUGUUUCAAACAAACUCUAUUGAUGGGUACAUUCAACAUCUUAAGACAAAACAAUAUAAGAUACACGUGUAGACCUAUAAAAAGUGUUUAAAACCCGUCCACUACUACUAUUUUUUGUUUUUGAAAUCAUAAACAGAUUUUGUUUGUUUUAAAAUAUGUUAUUAUCAUAUUUGUUUACAAACAGACAAUAUCUGGAUGAAAUACAACAAACGUUAGUAAUCAUCAUGUAACAAACUUUAACGAAAUUUAAUUUUCUUACGUUAUUCAUCAAUUAGCGGAACGACCUAGAUUGGUUUUACUAACCUUGUACACUUGCUACUCCUAAACAAUUUGUAAAAAAUAUACAAAACAUUCUGUCAUUCUAUUAGAAACGGGAAAUACUUUAAGUGGCAACAAAAGUGAGUUUAGUUAUAUUUUACACAAUGCGUUCCCAAUUUGCACCUAGAUUGUGAAUAAGUUUACACUUUGAAACAGUACUUUAGAUAUAUCUUGCUUACGAUUGAUUUGUAAACACAUGUUAUUUUACUUGUCAACAGACUUGUUGCUUUAAUAGUGUCUUUUCUCCAACAAAUAUAUAAUUUUAAACAUUGCAUACAAAACAAUGAAUGUGUAUGUGUGUUUUUUAAGUAAUUAUCGUGAAUUUAUUUCAAUAUCAUGCUGCAGAAUGUUCGAAAUAGAUUAUGAACUGUCAGACCAUCAAUCACAUCGUCCAAGUUAGAGAUAAUAAAGAAAAGACGUAAAUGCCACUGGGAUAGAAGUCUCUAGAAAUAACAAACUUUUUCGAAGGACACGUUAGAAGUGAUGAAAUCUAUCAAAUGUACACAGUUAUCGUGAUAGCUAUGGUUAAUUCUUACAUAAAGGAUAGUCUAAUGAUGAUAUAUUAAGAUAUAAUUAUCACCAAGAGAAAGUGAGAGGCUACGAAUGUUGAUAUGAAAGCAUAUAUAACGUCACGUAACAAAGCAAAACAUAUCAUUAAAAGGUAGUUACAGGAUUUUUUCACAUUCAAUUAUAAUAUUUAAAAAGAGGACAGCCAAAUUUAUAGAAGUGAUCUAUUUCACUCGAAAACUUGAUGUCUUUACAAAGAAAAUAUUGGUAGAAUGGAAAAAACAGUUCAUAUCAUUCGAAAAAAGACAGUUUUGUGAGUAGAACCCAAUAUUCAACAACUGACAUUUUUAAAUAGAAUCUAUUAUAAAGUUAUUGCAAUGCUUAAAAGAAUAUUUUUACAUAGGAAUGUAUACAUAUGAAAAUAUCCGUACAUCAUUCAUUAGUCAUAAGUUCUAGUUUACCAGAUCUUUCAAAGACACAUACUUGAAACUCAUUUGUAAACAAUA